Messenger RNA from Candidula unifasciata, 2172 nucleotides. Lineage: Eukaryota; Metazoa; Mollusca; Gastropoda; Stylommatophora; Geomitridae. The record is from the annotation of a GenBank genome assembly.
AUGGGAGUUCAAGGCCAGCCGUCGAGCCAGACCAACAAUCUGAUGCAGGCUCACUCCGGACAGCAGCUGCACGUCUCCGGGGUCUUCAUUGUUAUCCUGGAGCUGGCACUGGUCGUGGAGAACUUGCUUCCCAUCCUGGUGGUCGUAGUGUGGUUACCUGCCCCUGCCAGAGGCGUCAGUGACCGGCUUGUGGCAGCAUUCAGUAUCACCUGCAUACUCUCCGCAUUUAUACCCACCCCGCUGGGACUAGCCUCAUAUUUUUCUGGCGGCUGGUACGGCGGAGCAUCAACAUGCACUACAUACCAGGUGACAUCGAUUUGGUGCAACCUCUCAUCGCUAGCGUUGUUGACCUACAUCUGUGUCAACUGCCACAUUGCCGUGUUGCAUCUGCUCAAAAUCAAAUCGGCAACAGAAUGCCAACAGUGUCGACAGAGUGUCAGAAAUAACACCGCUUCUAUUUAUACUACAUGCCCUGCAGCCUCUGCAGGGUUAGGGGCAUCACUUGAUUCUAGUCAACACCAGACUGUGUUGAAUGCAGAAGUACUCUAUGACACUGCUUCAUUGUUCAAAAAUACAAAAGACUGUCAAAAUAUCGACAAGGAACAACAGUUCACGAGCGUGCCUGAUAACAAAAUCAAUGCCUGGACAGAAACAGGUGACGAUAAAAUGGAUCAUAACAGCAGAACAUAUGUAACAACACAACAGGCUACAAAGAUAUGUACUAAAGCAACGACAGUUAAAGGAUCCCAAAAUGAAACUGAAAACAGUUCACAGCAUUAUUCAAAUGCUUCCCCGAGCAGAAAACGCACAGCUUUUUUUAACGAAGACAAAAUCUCUAACUUGACAGAUGAUGAUGACGCCCUCACCAUCAGACAGUGUCCAGACUCCGCUGUCACAAACCACAAUGUAAACUCUGAGCCUGAUUGCCAGCUUGCACGCGAUGUCCCGCCAAGUGGGCCAAGUUUGGCUGCUAAAUGUUUAACUCCAACAAGCAACGGAAGUCUGGAGGCCACUAAUGGAACAAAAAAUGUGAAAUAUUCCCAAUUAACCCCCGAAACAACACUUCACAGCUUGGAAGACGAUUCUAAAAACAGUCAGUAUUGUAACACAGUGACAGAAACAACAGAACAGAAUAGUAAAUCAAUGAAAGAUCAUUCCUGCUUGCCGAAUCAUCAGAGCAGAGAUUACGUUUCGAUGAUGAUAUUUCUUGUUUUUGCUUGCACCUUCACAAUAUCUUCACUUCCAUUAAUUGGAUUCGGACCUGGCAACACCCACACAGCGACUUCCUGUCGAUCCUGGCUUGUCCCUAUACCUCUGUCAACAAAGGAGAGAACUUUCUUUAUAGUCUAUUUGUGUUUUGUCUACACCUGUUUGGUUUUCGGCUGUGGUUCGGGAAUCAGCGUUUGUCUCAAGGUCGGUAAACGGAUAAAGCAAGAGCGGAAGCGGAAGUCCAGGCUGUACCACGAGGAAGAGAAUGUUCCAGAUCUGGCUGAACUAUCCAGGCUGGACAGCAUGAAGAGACACUACAGCCUCACUUGUGUGGUGGUUGCAGGACUGCUCACUUGGGUCCCAAUCGUGUUGAUGCUGACUCUCCAGAAAGCCGGAGUGCAAGUGAGUGAAGCCACCCUCAUGUAUUCCAACAUCGCCACCUCGCUCCCUGGCCUCCUGAACCCGCUGCUGUACAGCCUGGCUCUGGCCAGGUACAGAAUAGGCUACAAGGCUGUCAUGGAGAAGUGUUGCAAGAGAAGAACUCGGAGAUCUUCGACAGUCCACAUUAGCGCAGACAACGUGGAGACAGGUCUCAGUUCAAAAAGCCAGCUGAACACAGCAGCAGAUGGUCAGGUAUGCUUGCAUGGCCGCAUCAACCCUAGCUACGACAGCCACAUGGAUGUCAGCGUUGACAACAGCGAAGACGAGAACGACGAGGAUUACUUCCCCGACGAUGACGAGCUCUUAGAAGACAGCAAAAAUGAGAAAAAUGUGAAAGCCAGCGAGAAGACUCCAUUACAAGCGUUGCCAACUUCAGUGAGCUCGGCAUCGGGCUAUAGUUUAGUCAAUCACUCCAAGGCAUACCGACAAUGUGAACCAGAUGCCUUCUCCUCGUCUUACAGUGACAGCCAGAGUCUACUCGUUUCAAAGUCAUCUUCUGCAGACGAAGAAACAGGGUUGUGA